Messenger RNA from Lathyrus oleraceus (garden pea), 698 nucleotides. Its product is annotated as protein C2-DOMAIN ABA-RELATED 9. Lineage: Eukaryota; Viridiplantae; Streptophyta; Magnoliopsida; Fabales; Fabaceae. The transcript is spliced from 3 exons. The coding region runs from base 85 to 600 and encodes 171 amino acids. The record is from RefSeq and is a predicted model, not a curated record.
UUCUUUGGAUUUUAGUUCCACACGUUUGCUUUAAAUACUCCCAAACAAGUUCCUUAAACUUCAUAAUGAUCCAAACCGCGUGGGAUGAUGGAUAACAUUCUUGGUCUUCUCAAACUUCGUAUCAAAAGAGGAAUCAAUCUUGCAAUCCGUGAUGCUAAUUCCAGCGACCCUUAUGUUGUUGUCAACAUGGGUGAACAGAAGCUGAGGACUCGUGUAGUGAAAAACAAUUGCAACCCUGAGUGGAACGAAGAAUUAACCCUUUCAAUAAGUGAUGUUCAUACUCCAAUAAAUCUGACAGUUUUUGACAAAGACACAUUCUCUAUGGAUGACAAAGUGGGUGAUGCAGAGAUAGACUUGAAACCAUAUGCUAAUGCUGUACAGAUGAAAUUGGAUACUCUUCCAGAUGGUUGUGCAAUCAAGAGGGUUCAAGCAAAUAGGACUAAUUGUCUUGCUGAAGAGAGUAGUUGUAUUUGGAAAGAUGGGAAAAUAGUCCAAGAAAUGACUCUAAGAUUGAGAAAUGUUGAGAGUGGUGAAUUGGUUGUGGAAAUUGAGUGGGUGGAUAUUCCUGGUAGUGGAGGUCUAUUAGGAAUACAAAUUUAACUUGUCUCCCUUUCAAUAACAAUCAACAAAGUCUUAUUGUACGUGAGCUUCAUACAUGAAUAAAACUGAGUCAUAAUGUUGUGUUGUGAUUAUUGUAA